AUGGAGCUGCUGCUCGGUGUCCUGGCACUGGUGACGCUGCUGUCCCCAGGCCUGGCCUGUCCCAGCCCCUGCUCCUGCUCCACCAAGAAGAACGGGCGCCUGCUGGCCGAGUGCGCCUACCGGGAGCUCCGGGACGUGCCUCGGGGCCUGUCCCCAAAUGUCACCAUCCUCACGCUCUCCGCCAACCGCCUGGGCCGCCUGGGCCGCGCCUCUCUGGCCGAGGUGCCCGAGCUGCAGUCGCUGUGGUUGGGCUACAACCACAUCUCGGUGGUGGAGCCCGGCACCUUCGCGGCGCUGCCUCACCUCAAGAACCUGGACCUGAGCCACAACCGGCUGGCGGAGUUCCCGUGGCAGGACCUGCGCAACCUCAGCGCGCUGCAGAUCCUCAAGCUGAGCAACAACCGGCUGGCAGCGCUGCCCGGCGGGGCCCUGGCCGGCCUGCGGGAGCUGCGCUCGCUCUGGCUCAACGACAACGAGCUCACCACGCUUGCCCGCGGCACCUUCGAGUCGCUGCCGGCGCUGGCGCAGCUCCAGCUCUUCCACAACCCCUUCAACUGCUCCUGCAAGCUCUUCUGGCUCAAGGAGUGGGCCGACAGCACCUCGGUGGUCAUCUCCAGGGCCGGCUCUACGCUGUGCGCGGCCCCGGCACGGCUGCGGGGCCGCGCCGUCACCGACGUGCCGGGCUCGCUGUGCGUGGCGCCUUCUGCCCAGCUGACCUAUCUGUCCAGCCCGGCCAAGGCCGGGCCUAGGGACGGCCUCACGCUGACCCUGCACUGCAGCGUGGCCGGCAGCCCCCCGCCCGAGAUCCGCUGGCAGAUCCGCACGGCCGGCGGCCGCGUGGACAUCCACGGGCCCACGGUGGCGCGGGACGGCGGAGCCAAGGCGGGCCGGCGGCGCUUCCUGGCCUUCAAGAACGGCACCAUGGCCAUCCCCGACUUCGGCAAGGAGGACGAGGGCACCUACACGUGCGUGGCGGUCAACGACGUGGGCACGCGCGACGUGUCGGUCAGCGUGGCGCUGGCCGGCUCCGAGAUCCCGGCCGAGGAGCUGCCCCGCGAUGAUCCCCAGGUCGGGCAGCCCGGCGGGCACAGCUGCUCCAAGGGCGACGAGCUGGAUCCCUCCGGCAUGGGCGAGAAGCUGCUCAUCGUCUACCACGUGCCCAGGGAGGUCAGGAGUGGCGCGGGGGCCCGAGAAUUUCGCUUGGGAAUUCUGCCCGUGGCUCUGGGGUUGCUGCUCUGGUGA
Cinclus cinclus is the source of this 1242-nucleotide messenger RNA. RefSeq names its product immunoglobulin superfamily containing leucine rich repeat (gene ISLR). The coding region runs from base 1 to 1242 and encodes 413 amino acids. The transcript has a single exon. The record is from RefSeq and is a predicted model, not a curated record. Gene Ontology annotation, molecular function: protein binding. Lineage: Eukaryota; Metazoa; Chordata; Aves; Passeriformes; Cinclidae.